This is a messenger RNA of Fusarium falciforme, 1143 nucleotides long. Its product is annotated as Fungal-trans domain-containing protein. Gene Ontology annotation, biological process: DNA-templated transcription. Gene Ontology annotation, molecular function: zinc ion binding; DNA binding. The transcript has 3 exons. Lineage: Eukaryota; Fungi; Ascomycota; Sordariomycetes; Hypocreales; Nectriaceae. The record is from RefSeq and is a predicted model, not a curated record. Bases 1 to 1143 code for a protein of 380 amino acids.
AUGGAUACAAAGAAGACUCAAAACGGGAAAUGGAUGUUGCCGUUCAGCUUGCCCCGUCAAGAGUUUGCCACAGAGAACGGAUGUCAGGACCCAGUGUUGGUAGAAUGUUGGAGACGGACGUGGUGGAUGCUGUUCAUCGUGGAUGCCUUUUACGCAGGCACAUUGGGCGCCAUGAAUUUUGCGACGCUAGAUGUUGAGGCUACAGUUGAACUGCCUUGUGAAGAGUCCGAGUAUGAAUCAGGUGAAAUCCCCGAGCCCAAGACCUUGGAAGAGUUCGAGUGUCGUGAGUUUACUUCCGACGACACGUCAUUCUCUUCUUUCGCGUAUCUCAUUGGCGCCGUACGAUGUGCAGCAUUGGCAAUCUCAAUAGCACCAAAAGUUGCUGUCAAGGAAGCCUCAACACAGGUCAUUGAGGCUGCCGACUCUGUGGUUGAUGCAUGGCUUCUUUUACUGCCCAAAGAUGACAAGCAAGUCAUUUCCAAGACAGGCAUCAUUGAUGAGCUCAUGUUCCAAGCGCAUUUGGUGAUCCAUGUUGCAACUAUCGGCCUACACAGACCUCUAUCAGACCUCAGAUUCAACGCCAUCGAGAGUGUCUCGAGCUGUGCCCGGGAUCCUCCUGCCGAUUCCCCCACACCGGAUCUAAUCAACGUACACACAAUACGUGUUCUGAGAUCAGUAGAAGCUCAGAUUCGUCUCCUCGCAUUGCCAGCUCGACCCUUCAACCACACACCAUUCAUCACCUGCAUGGUGAGCGAAGGCACGUUGGCCCUACUCUCAGCAUGUAAUUUCCUACACAAGGGAAAGGAGCUGGCAAUAGCAAGAGAUCAGAUCCGCAUGACCAUUGGGUGUUUGAAAGCAUUGGGAGAGGUAUGGCCCAGAACAGCUAGGAAUGUGCGGGAGAUUCAGAUGAUUGCACGGCAUGUGCUUGGGCUAGGGCCAAAAAGUACAAAGAGCAACACUCCUCAGUCAACUGGAGUACCAAGCCUCUCUGGCGGCGAGGGGCAGGAGACACUUGGCUCCGAAGGCGGACAGCUGAGCAGUGACGAUGAUAUUCUGGUGUCUCUUGCGAAUAUGGAUACAGUAUGUGGAUGGUAUAGUUCCAGUGAUUUCGCCACAGAUAUGGCAUGGUGGACAGGGCAGUAA